AUGUCUUGGCUUGCGGGGUAUGGCAAUAGCAAUGAAGACGAUUACGAUAACCUGGGCGUGGAUUGGGUAUUACAAUAUGAGUUUGGAGACAUUGACCAAGCGCAAGCUAUUACAGAAUUUCGAACGCUUAUCAACGACCUGAACGAGGCUGGUCUUCGGGUUCAGGUUCGUCAUGGCCAUGGUCAAGCGCUUUUAGUUUGCAUCCGGGUUCCGCGGGAUCAUUUAGGGAAUUUAGUGCAUCAAUCAAGAAUCAAAGAUUGGCUGUUUGGAAUUACCCAUACCCUACCGGACGGCGACGAAACAGCCAUUGCCGACGCCGAUACACCAUCCGAAGAGAUCCGUUCCGUAUACCAUGCCGUCACCUGGCAGAAGAAAAUAGGAGGCGCAGGCAUCACACCAGGCUUUGGGAAAUGGGAAAACGUUACUGCCUCAUUUCCGUUACACGACCAGGAGGCCUGUGCGGAAAUGCUACGUCAAUGGAAUCGCAAAACUGUGUUGACAACCAGCGACCUGGAUGCGAUUCGAGCCUUAUUUGGUGAAAAGGUCGCCUUCUACUAUGCUUUUAUUCAUUGCUAUUCGCUAUUCCUCGUAGUGCCUGCAGGAUUGGGAAUUCUUGGAUGGCUAUAUCUAGGUCCAUAUUCCAUUGUAUAUGGAACCGUACUUUGCGCCUGGUGCAUUGUGUUCGUCGAGUACUGGAAAGUUCGAGAGGCCGAUUUAAGCCAGAGAUGGGAUGUCAAAGGUGUUGGAAGACUAAAGGUGAAUCGCAAACAGUAUGUGUGGGAGAAAGAGGUCAAGGACCCAAUCAGUGGUCAGGUGAAACAUGUCUUCCCAGGUUGGAAGCAAUUCACACGCCAGUUGCUUUUGGUCCCGUUUGCUUCUGUUGCGAGCGUGGCCCUCGGAGCCUUGAUCGUUGCUUCCUUCGCAUCGGAGGUGUUCAUAUCCGAGGUAUACGACGGUCCAUUCAAGGGGUAUCUGGAAUUCGUACCGACUGUUCUGUUUUCGUUAUCCUUGCCCGCCAUCACCUCGUUUCUCACCAGCAUCGCGACCCGCUUAACUGAGUACGAGAACUACCGAACGCAAGAUCAAUACGACCUUGCCCAGACUCAAAAGAGUUUCGUCAUGAAUUUUAUCACCUCUUUCCUCCCCACGAUAUUGACCGCUUAUGUCUAUGUUCCUUUCGGCAAACAAAUCAUCCCCCGGCUCGAUAUCCUUCGAAGAACGGGCUUCAUGGCGGACUUGGUCAGCGGACAGAAGGAAUUCGAGGUUGAUACAAGCCGAUUCCAGCAGGAAGUGAUUUAUCUCUCCAUGACAGCUCAGGUAUUUAGCUUUGGCGAGGAGGUCGUUCUACCAUAUAUAAAGCAUGUCUUGAGACAGAAGUGGCAAAACUAUCAGCAUCGCAAGGCGGAAUACAGCCGAAAGCGGAAGUUUUCCACAGCAACCGACUUAUUCUUGGUGGACCCACCCGACGAAGCUGCAUUUAUGACAAGGUUGCGCAGCGAGGCCGGCGCAGAGGAAUACCAUGUGGAAGAGGACAUCAUGGAGAUGUGUGUACAGUUUGGCUAUCUCGCAUUAUUUGGAGUUGCUUGGCCACUAGUGCCGCUUGGGUUUCUGCUGAACAACUGGUUGGAGCUGCGAGGUGACUUCUUCAAGCUCACACUGGAGUGCCAACGACCGCCGCCAAUCCGAUCCGACUCAAUCGGCCCAUGUCUACUGGGGCUGGAUUUCUUGGCUUGGCUGGGGACGCUAUCUACAGCAGCCAUUGUGCAUGUCUACCGGGGCCCUAUUUCCGAGGUACGACUCUCCUCGCUGUUGUUGACGUUGUUUGUGGCAGAGCAGGUCUACCUGGGAAUGCGGUUCACUGCUUCUACAGCCCUUGAGAAGAUCUUUUCGGACACAAUCCGAAAAGAAGAGGCUAGUCGGUAUGCGGUACGUAAAAAUUAUCUUGCGGCCAGUCUGGCGAGAAACUCUUCCCCCAGCUCCGGCUCUCAGGGCUCCCAGGGCUCGCCCAACGGCCGGACCCGUCAUCGGGUGCGUUUCAACGAGCGGGUCAAUGUAUACAGCUCGAAUGAAAAAGGCCCAUCGAGUGAUGAUACCCCAUCUCCGACCAAAGAGGAGCCGGGGAAUGAUGUGGAUGUGCUUCGCGGGUCCGACCGUGAGGCCCAGUUCUGGAGCGCGCGUUCAGGGGACAUGGCAGACGCAGGCGUCAAGCUAAUUCGCGCGUUAAGCACAUCCAAAGGGAAUGGGCCUAAACCUUCUAAAGAGGCAUAG
Messenger RNA from Penicillium coprophilum, 2268 nucleotides. Its product is annotated as anoctamin family protein. NCBI's taxonomy places the organism in Eukaryota, Fungi, Ascomycota, Eurotiomycetes, Eurotiales, Aspergillaceae. Gene Ontology annotation, cellular component: cortical endoplasmic reticulum. The record is from RefSeq and is a predicted model, not a curated record. Gene Ontology annotation, biological process: chloride transmembrane transport. The transcript is spliced from 4 exons. Bases 1 to 2268 code for a protein of 755 amino acids. Gene Ontology annotation, molecular function: chloride channel activity.